GUGAUGAUGAUGAAGAUCUAAAAAUAUCUAUCUUUACGUGUCCACGUAAGCAGUAAACUCAAAGCCGAUAUUGCACUUUUUUCACUCUUUCCAAAAAAGGAAAACAGAAUAUUUUUUUUUCCAAAACUAGGCUAGACGAAUUUUCCGGCCUUCUUCUCCGAUCUCUGAUCCGAAAAUUUCUAUAACAUGUUGUUGUAGUUUGAGUUUCAAGAGGAAUUGAUUGAUUUUGGAAAGAAGAGAGAGUGUGGAAAGAAAUGGGGAAGGAAGUUAUUAGGAUGAGCGGUGACGACGACGAUGAACACGUACCGGAAUGGGAGACUGGAUUACCGGAAGGAGAUGAUUUAACUCCGUUAUCUCAAUCUCUAGUCCCGUCGAUUCUAGCGUUAGCUUUUAGUAUAAUCCCAGAACGGAGCCGUACGAUUCACGACGUCGACCGCGCGUCGCGAGUCACGAUCUCUUCGUUGCGGAGCAGUAGCAAUGGGAAUGGUUACUCGGCAGCGACGGAGGAUGUCGUAGUAGUAGUAGAUCGAGUUGGAUCGAGUAGUCAUGGAUCUGAUCCGAAGAAACAGAGGAGAUCAGACGGAGGUGGCGGUGAGGCUGCUGCGGUUGAUUCCAUGGCGGAGGAGGAAGGUGAUUCAGGGACUGAGAAGACAUUGAAACGACCGCGUUUAGUGUGGACGCCUCAGCUACACAAGAGAUUCGUUGACGUUGUUGAUCACUUAGGGAUUAAAUCCGCGGUUCCGAAGACGAUUAUGCAGCUGAUGAACGUUGAAGGGCUUAGCCGUGAGAACGUCGCGUCUCAUUUGCAAAAGUACAGGCUUUAUUUGAAACGGGUUCAAGGUUUGACGACGGAGGAUGGUCCGUAUUCGUCUGAUCAGCUCUUCUCUUCGACGCCGGUGCCUCCACAGAGCUUUCAAGACGGCGGAGGAAGUAACGGAGCCACCGGGAAAUUAGGAGUUCCUUCGAUGAUCCCGAUGCCAGUUUAUGGGAAUCACGUUGGUAUGAUGCAAGGACAAUAUCAUCAGUAUCGUGACCAUGGAAAAUAUCAUCAGUAUCGUGACCAUGGAAAUGAAUCAAACCAGUAUAUGAUGCAGCAGCAGAAUAGGUUUGGAACCAUGGUUACCUCUCCUUCUGUUGGUGGUGGUGGUGACGUGAAUGACAAGUAAUUAGGUGAGCUUGUUUUCGUACUGCUUCUUUUUUUAAGUAAAGUUAGAAUUUUUACACUAUUUGAGGACUGUGUUAUAUAACCUCUGUCUAUAAUGGCUAUUGUGCCCUUGUUCCUUAAUUUGAUGAUUAAAUCCUAAUUUCAAAGGUUGUUUCUCGA
This is a messenger RNA of Camelina sativa (false flax), 1324 nucleotides long. The record is from RefSeq and is a predicted model, not a curated record. NCBI's taxonomy places the organism in Eukaryota, Viridiplantae, Streptophyta, Magnoliopsida, Brassicales, Brassicaceae.